CACCACUCACCACACAGCCCCCCACGCCUCGGUACGUUCCAACGCCACAGCUUUGCGUGCAAUGGCACUGGUCUCCGCCUCCUCCUCCACCACCACCGCCGUCGCGGCCCUCCCCAGGAAUAAGCUGCGGGCGUCCUUCCUCGGCGGCAGCAGGCUGCUGAGGCAGGCCGAGGCGGCGCGGCCGUCGUUCGCAGUGCACGCCGCGGUGGACCCCGACAGGCCCAUCUGGUUCCCCGGAAGCACCCCUCCGCCGUGGCUCGACGGCAGCCUCCCCGGCGACUUCGGCUUUGAUCCCUGGGGCCUCGGAUCGGACCCGGAGAGCUUGCGGUGGAACGUGCAGGCAGAGCUGGUGCAUUGCCGGUGGGCGAUGCUGGGCGCGGCGGGUAUCUUCAUACCGGAGUUCCUGACCAAGAUCGGCAUCCUCAACACGCCGUUCUGGUACACCGCCGGCGAGCAGCAGUACUUCACCGACACCACCACCCUCUUCAUCAUCGAGCUCCUCCUCAUCGGCUGGGCCGAGGGCCGCCGCUGGGCCGACAUCAUUAAGCCCGGAUCCGUCAACACCGACCCCAUCUUCCCCAACAACAAGCUCACCGGCACCGACGUCGGGUACCCUGGUGGGCUGUGGUUUGACCCGCUCGGCUGGGGCAGCGGCUCGCCGGAGAAGAUCAAGGAGCUGCGCACCAAGGAGAUCAAGAACGGCCGCCUCGCCAUGCUCGCCGUCAUGGGCGCCUGGUUCCAGGCCGAGUACACCGGUACCGGCCCCAUCGACAACCUCUUCGCCCACCUCGCCGACCCUGGCCAUGCCACCAUCUUCCAGGCCUUCACCCCCAAAUGAGGAGUUGGAGUUUAGCCAUUUGAGGAGUGCCACCACGCAUGCAUGGGGGAGAAGAUUGUUAGGUUGAUGGCCGAUUGCAACUUAUUUUUUUGGGUUCGGAGUAGAUUGUCGUCAAUGAUGGUAGUGUGGUUUGUGGAGCAAUGCAUGCAUGUUGAUCAUGUACUUGUACUAUGUUGUAACCAAUGUAAAAAUGCAAUACUCACUAGAUGUGUCCUCUUCACUGAA
Messenger RNA from Phragmites australis (common reed), 1063 nucleotides. Its product is annotated as photosystem I chlorophyll a/b-binding protein 2, chloroplastic-like. Gene Ontology annotation, cellular component: membrane. Gene Ontology annotation, biological process: response to light stimulus; photosynthesis, light harvesting in photosystem I. The transcript has 5 exons. Lineage: Eukaryota; Viridiplantae; Streptophyta; Magnoliopsida; Poales; Poaceae. Bases 62 to 838 code for a protein of 258 amino acids. The record is from RefSeq and is a predicted model, not a curated record.